UCUCUUAGGACCCUGUUUAGGACAGGAGACAAAAUACACGUUCUCUUGAUAGAACUGGCCAUUGCAAUCAGAGAAAUCAUGUUUGAUGGGCCUAACAUCCAGUUAUUCCUCUACAGGAUAGCAAGGCACGUCAAAUAAGCUAAGGGAGCAACAACCUCGUUCCCAGGGACCUCUCUCUUCGGGGGAAGAGACAGGACCCUGGGAACGAGGUUGAGAGAGUAAACGCGUGACAUUUCGUGAGAUGGGAAGCUUUUUGUCACGCAAUGUUUUCUGCUCUGUCUAUGCCCGCCAUGUUGGAUUUGCAAUUAUGAGUUAAACGCACUUCUUCCAUUUUACGGACCUCGUCGUUUCGGUAGGAUGUCAAAAAGCGAGUAUAGUGAUCUUCUCUUUGAGAUCAGUGAGAAACUAGACGUGAACAAGCUGCCAAGAUUGCUUUUCAUGUGCAGGGAAGAAAUAGCGAAAGGCAGCGAACGUAACAUUGGAGAUGUACUCACGUUAUUCGAAGAACUGGAAAGGAAUAAUAGCCUUGGAAUUGAUCGCUUGGACACUUUGAAGGAAAUACUGACACAGAUGAAGAAACCAUCGCUAUUGAAGAAAGUGAGGGAGUUUGAGAUCAGAAGGAAAGCCCAGUCAGUUUGUAUAGUUUCUUCAUUGAAGCGGGCGGUGACAUGUAUGAAAGGAGGUGAGUCGACUGUAGGGAAAUAAUCGCAAGAAAUUGUAAUAAUGCAGGUUCAAGAUUGAUAUGCGAGUUAUAAAAGGCUAUUUUCUAUACUUAAAGGUUACAACUACAUGUAGCACUCACUAACAUAAUUUAUUUUGAUAGCUGGGAUGGUUUCGUGGCUGAACGCGUAUUACCGUAAUCCUCGAAUUAGCACCCCGCUCGAAUAAGUGCCCCCUUCGAAUAAGCGCCCCUCCCAUUGGCCGAAAUUUAAAAUAAGCGUCCCCCCUCGAAUAAGCGCCCCCUCCUCCCCAUUUUGUGGGCGAUUAAUGAGACAAGAAAGGAUGUAUAGUUUUCAUCAUGUAGAGCCUAGCAGAUUUGU
Messenger RNA from Orbicella faveolata, 1040 nucleotides. RefSeq lists its product as uncharacterized. The record is from RefSeq and is a predicted model, not a curated record. Lineage: Eukaryota; Metazoa; Cnidaria; Anthozoa; Scleractinia; Merulinidae.